GGGCCGAGCGGGUGUCGGCGGGCCGGGCAUUGGAGUAUAAACGCGUCCUGCGGUGUGAGAGCCGUGCGCUUCUGGGCUGUUCUCAGCGCGGCCCUGACUGCUCUUUUGUGCCGGCAGGAACGGCGAAUGCGUCGGGGUUUGUCGUCAAAAAGGCUGCGAGGUCUCACCCAGCUGUCGGCGCGGUUAUCGGUGCUGUUUGUUUCCACGUUACAGGGCUGCGUCCUCAAGCAUCGCUCCUCUAAGAACUUAUUUUCUGUGUGCUGUGAGUCAGCGAUGUUGCAAAGGCUGUAAUGGACGCUGAGAAUCACAGAAUGGCCAGGGUUGGAAGGGACCUCAAGGGUCACGGAUCUCCAACCGUCCGUCCCCACUGUGUGCAUACAUUUGGGCUGGGCAGAACGCGGCCUGACGAGCCAUGCAGUAAUGUGUACACGUGCAUUUUGAAUAAGGCUGCCCUGUGGUUUCCUGUCACAUUGCUCCUGUUCUGCAGGGAGCUUCCUUUGGCCUGCCUGUGCAUUAGGUGAAAGGCUGUGGAGUCAGUGACAGGUGGUGCAGAGAUCUCAGAGAAGAGGGAUCUUGUAGCUGAAUGCUGGAAGUUCAACCACUGUGCAGGUGUGUAUGUGCCACAGAAGUGACAGGAUUUGGACCCGUUCAGGAGGAGAGAUGCCCAAGUACAGGAAUGCCAUCUGACUGGAAGAUCUGCUUUGAAAAUCUCUUCUAAAUAAGAUUGCCGUGUGAAAGGGAAAGCGUUUGAGCACUAUGUCAAGGAAAAGAAAGCUGUUGGCUCAAUUAAGUGCCCUCCAAAGUAACUCCAGCAUCCCUCUUUCUGAUGCCUUGAAGAGCCCCACCACGACUCCUGAUGGCAACUCUUCUCCAACAAGCAGCAAAUAUUUUGUAACAGAGAAAAAACAAUCUUCCCAACUGGAAGCAGAUUUCUUCAACCAGCCCUGUAUCAGCCUGGCCAAAUCCUUCCUGGGACAGAUUCUAGUUCGCAAACUUCCCGACGGCAGGGAGCUCUGGGGGAGGAUUGUUGAAACAGAAGCUUAUCUUGGUGGGGAGGAUGAGGCUUCUCACUCAAAAGGUGGGAAGCAAACUCAACGGAAUGCAGCCAUGUUCAUGAAACCAGGAACUCUGUACGUGUACCAGAUCUAUGGGAUUUAUUUCUGCGUGAACGUUUCCAGCCAAGGGGAAGGGGCUGCAGUCUUACUCCGCUCUCUGGAGCCUCUCCAGGGUUUGGAUGUGAUGAGGGAGCUGCGCAGCACUUCAAGGAAAGGACCUGCAAAGCCACUGAAGGACUGGCAGCUGUGUAAUGGGCCCUCCAAGCUCUGCCAAGCAUUUGGGAUUGAUAAGGCUUUUGACCAAAGGGACCUGACUCAAGAUGCGGCCAUCUGGAUGGUACCUGGACAGGAGCUGCCCAGGGAGCAGGACGUGGUAGCCACGACCAGGAUUGGUAUUGGGAACAGAGGAGAAUGGUCACAGAAACCUCUCAGGUUUUAUUUAAGAGGAAACAAAUUUGUGAGUGUUGUAGACAAGAAAAUGGAGCGAGAGAUGGCAGCAAUGGAACCCAUCUCUUGCAGCUGAUGAAUCUUGCAAGUGUGCCACCAACCAGGACUUGAGCUGUGUGCUCUUUUGGAGAGCCUCAAGCCAUGUUGGGGCAGCAGCAAGGGCAGCUUGGAGGUUUUUAACAAUAAACAUAACUUUAUUGCAGCAA
Centrocercus urophasianus (Greater sage-grouse) is the source of this 1708-nucleotide messenger RNA. It is a transcript of the gene MPG, whose product is annotated as N-methylpurine DNA glycosylase. NCBI's taxonomy places the organism in Eukaryota, Metazoa, Chordata, Aves, Galliformes, Phasianidae. Bases 757 to 1578 code for a protein of 273 amino acids. The record is from RefSeq and is a predicted model, not a curated record. Gene Ontology annotation, molecular function: alkylbase DNA N-glycosylase activity; DNA binding. The transcript has 4 exons. Gene Ontology annotation, biological process: base-excision repair.